GCCACAUGUUAAACAACCAUUCUAAUCCUUUCGCUUUCGCGCGGAGGCGUUCGACACCGACGAGUACAAUUUCCAAGCCACCCGCACACGAUAUAGCAGGAUGUUAAAGUCCUGUGUUAAUUUGUUUCUGUUUGUGUUAGUCGCACUACUUAGCGUUGAGUCCAGCUUUGGCAAUUACCGAAGAAAAGAUGCACAAACGCUGGGUGAACGAGUUCAGCAGUUGACAGAACUUAGCUUAAAGCGUCCAGUAAUCCGACUGAAUGGGGAGAAGUUCCGGCACUUCAUCAAGACGGCACCAAGAAAUUACUCUUUCAUCGUGAUGCUGACUGCAUUGUCACCCCAGCGGCAGUGCUCCAUUUGCAGGCAAGCAAAUGAAGAGUUUCAGAUUUUGGCGAACUCGUGGCGCUACUCUUCAGCCUACAGCAAUCGCAUUUUCUUUGGCCUCGUUGACUUUGACGAAGGGUCAGAUGUGUUCAACAUGCUGCAGCAAAACUCGGCACCGGUGUUCCUACAUUUUCCAGAGAAAGGCAAAAUGAAGAGGGCUGACCACCAUGAUAUUCAAAGGCUAGGAUUUGGAGCUGAAGGACUGGCUAGGUGGAUUGCUGAACGCACAGAUGUUCACAUCCGUGUGUUCAGACCACCAAACUACUCGGGCACCAUUGCACUUGUCAUCUUGGUGGCUCUCAUCGGAGCUCUGCUUUACAUGAGACGCAACAACCUCGACUUUCUCUACAACAAGACUUCCUGGGGCAUUGCAGCUUUGUGCAUUGUCUUUGCUAUGACAUCUGGGCAAAUGUGGAACCAUAUCCGUGGGCCUCCGUUUAUGCACAAAACACAGCGUGGUGUGGCCUACAUUCACAGCAGCAGUGGUGGCCAGCUCAUUGUGGAGACCUACAUUGUCAUCUUCCUGAAUGCUGCCAUUGUGUUUGGCAUGAUUCUCAUGAAUGACGCUGCCGAGUCCAAGGGGGAUCCCAAGAAGCGCAAAAUCAUGGCCAUUGUUGGGCUCCUGCUGGUUGCAGUCUUCUUCAGCUUUCUGCUCUCGAUCUUCCGGUCCAAAGCUCAUGGCUAUCCUUACAGCUUCCUCUUCAAGUGAGCACCAUUCCAAGGCUGUAAUAGGUCAUCUCAACACAUCCCCUCAAGUUUUCGAGCUGCAUCAGAUGGAUUGUAUUCACUCUGCACCUCGGCUCGCCAUUGUUCGAGCUCUCUUGUACAUAAGUACUUCCAGUUAUUCACAUUUCGUUUCAACUAUAAUAUAAAGGAUGUCUUGUGCUGGAUGGUGUUUUUAGGUUUUUUUUCAAUAAAAUAGUAUGGAUCUGGC
Molecule: messenger RNA, 1318 nt
Organism: Dermacentor silvarum
Lineage: Eukaryota; Metazoa; Arthropoda; Arachnida; Ixodida; Ixodidae
Gene: Ostgamma
Product: tumor suppressor candidate 3
Exons: 11
Coding region: 101-1093 (330 amino acids)
Cellular component (GO): oligosaccharyltransferase complex
Source: RefSeq, a predicted model, not a curated record